AUGCCCAAAUACUACAGUACAGCUACCUUCGUCAAGAGCCUAAUACUCCUAUUACUGAUAGUCGAGUCUGUCACCAUCUAUUUGAUUCGGAACAUUGUCCCUCGCUUUAUCACAGAGGCACUCGCAGGUUGUAUGGCCUUUACAUGGGCCCUUGCUGUGGCCUUUACCAGAGGUCGCAGUACCAGAAGGUUUAUGCAGUCAGGAGUCAUGUUCGACAUCCUGUGCUGUUCUUUCACAAUAGCUUGGGGUGGCAUACUUUGCCACAUUGGUCCAAUGGAAACUUUGAAAGUUACACUCGCAAUCCCUGGGAUGCUAUUGAUACUAUUGGGUGCUGUAGUAUUUGUGUACUCGGUGCCUGUUUUCUUUCAUGGCCAAGUUAACUUCCGAAAGUCACUAUUUGGUCAACAUUUCUCAAAGAUUUUUGGAGACGUCGAGAAGCCCGAUUCAAAGGCAUGUGUAAGAGAUGGAAAGCUACUAGCUACUGCCUGCUGCGACAUAAACACGUACACAUGGGAUAUUGCUGGGAUUGUUAAAGAAGCUGGCCUUGAAGACCUACUUUUGAAUUCAAAGGCCAAUCAGUCGGUACUCCAUGCUAGUGCUACACGACUUCUGGUCCAACGACGUCCGCCUGCUUAUCGGGUACCCCAAGGUUUUUUCGAUGGAGUCCCACCAAAUCGUUCUCAUUCCUCUGCACGAAACUACCCCUACUCCUCAGCAUCGCCAGGCACCACACGUCUCAGCUGUCUGUUCCACCGCAACCGCAACCCAUCCAGUGCUCAUGCUACGUCACCAUCCUCCCCUUUCGACUGGGCUCGAAACAUUUUGAAACGGCGCAGACAAAGAGGUGAAGGCAUUGCGUUUCAAGGAUCCGGUCCCGCAGUUGUCGAGGUCCCGUACGCGAAGGGCAAACGUAGAAAUACUUGCGCGAGGGAGAAACGGAGAACAUUAUUUCCCCCGAAGAUCCCUACCGCAAGUAGCUCACGGCCUCCAAAGCUCAAUGCCACCCAGUCAUCAGUGAAUUGAUGAGUCCUCGAUAUCGUAGCCGUGGGAAGUAUAGCACGAUGUAAUUCUGCUGCCGCCAAAUAUUAGCUUUUAUACUGCGAGCAAUUUGAGUUGCACAUACAUACCCAUGUAUGCUUGUAAAUCCAGCUUAACAUGAAUGAUUUAUGACAAUGCUGGGACAUUCCGCCUUUGCAGCCAAUGAGUAGUGGUAGUAUACCCGAGCCAAUCGUUUUGAGCUUCGACAUCUCACCUAGU
This is a messenger RNA of Suillus plorans, 1257 nucleotides long. RefSeq lists its product as uncharacterized. The transcript has 7 exons. NCBI's taxonomy places the organism in Eukaryota, Fungi, Basidiomycota, Agaricomycetes, Boletales, Suillaceae. Bases 1 to 1023 code for a protein of 340 amino acids. The record is from RefSeq and is a predicted model, not a curated record.